Molecule: messenger RNA, 6055 nt
Organism: Paralichthys olivaceus (Japanese flounder)
Lineage: Eukaryota; Metazoa; Chordata; Actinopteri; Pleuronectiformes; Paralichthyidae
Gene: palld
Product: palladin, cytoskeletal associated protein
Source: RefSeq, a predicted model, not a curated record
GGCCACUGCAGAGGCAGUACGCAAUUGGACCCUGAACCUGAGAGAUCCUGCUGACCGUCUGACCAAUAAGGCUGCUCUUCUGGGAAGAGAAGCUUCUUCUUUGGCUCAUUCUUACUUAAUAAACACAACAAUCCUGGAACCACAAAACCUAGAGAGAGUUUGGACUAAUAACCCAUUUUAAGGAUGCAGGACGGGAGUUGGAACCAGCCACUCCCCAGCUCUCUGCUGCUAAAAGACUCAGCAGCAGGCAGGGCUUUGGAGGGUGAUGGAGGUGUGUUUUCUGAGGCCUCCUCCGAUGGGGAGCUCUACCUGGGUUCUGGAGACGGGGACUUUGCAGAUCUUACUGCCUUCUUAAGUGCAGAAGAGAUUCAUCAUAGUCUGGACCUGGCCCGGGAGGCCUUCGGUGACCCAUAUGCAUGUGAAGAUCCAGGCGCCUCUUAUCCCAAACCCCAGGAGCAGGCUCUCCAACCGAUGCCCCCCCUCCCUGUGAACACCCAGACUGCUGAAAACCUCCCCACGAGCUCAAACGUACAAUACCAGACCAAAGCCCCCGACCCGGAUGAUAACGGAACAGCUAAAGUCUCCUCUGGCCAGAACACUUUCCUCAGCAAACCUGUACAGGUGUCCAGUGAGGCUCUGUCCUCUGCUGAGAAGGUUGUCCGCCACAAACCCAUCCAAAUACUUUAUAAGCAGGAUAAACCCAGGCUUGUUCAUGCAGACCUGGAGCUGAACGAUCGGGUUUCUUCAGCCACAGAGUUCUGUAGCCGAGCCGCCACGUUCAUUGAGGAGCUGUCGUCCAUUUUUAAAGGUUCUGCUCACCUGGAGCAGCAGAUGGAGGAUGAUUCCUCCUCUCCCGACAGUGGCUAUCUGUCUCCCAGGAGCCAGCGGACAGUCCCUCAGGGCUCCGUCUCUGCUCCCCCUCAACCUCCUGUCCAGCAAGAGCAGACACAGUACAGCCAGACAGACACGGGCCCUCAGCCUGGAGGCCCGGUGGAAGUCAUAGCUGCAGCUAGGUAUCAGCACUCCGGAGCUCCAACCACAGCCGAACCCCUGUCCCCCCCUCAAUUCCUCCAGAAGCUGAAGAGUCAGGAGGUGGCAGAAGGAAGCCCCAUCCGUCUGGAAUGUAGAGUGACAGGAAACCCCCUCCCACUCGUCAGGUGGUUCUGUGAAGGCCGAGAGCUGCACAACUCUCCUGACAUACAGAUCUGGAGGGAUGGUGACCUGCACACGCUGGUGAUCACUGAAGCCUUCGAGGACGAUACGGGACGUUACACCUGCGUGGCGUCCAACAGUCUCGGAGCAGACAAUACAUCUGCAGAGGUUUACAUUGAAGGAGCUUCAUCAUCAGACUCAGAAGGAGAAGGAGCAGCUUCAAAAUCCAGAUCAGGAACCAUGUCUCAGGUGCAGAAAAAGACUACGUCAAUGUCCCUGACCAUACGCUCAUCAUCACCCAAAACCACUGACAUCCAUCCUCGCCGCUCCACUCUGGUCCAGUCCCUGUCUCAGCCCCUGCAGCGGAUGCAGAGCCCUGUGUCAUCACUGUAUGUCAGUGAGGGGUCAGGCCCUCCUGUAUUCACCAAGCUCUUGCAGGAUGCCCAGGCGUCUGAGGGCCAGGUGGUUGUUCUGGAGUGCAGGGUCCGUGGAGGCCCCCCUCUUCGGGUCCAGUGGUACCGCCAGGGAGAGGAGAUCCUAGACUCCCCCGAUUUCCGUAUUCUUCAGAAAAAGCCUCGAUCUGCAGCUGAGCCAGAGGAAAUCUGCACCCUGGUUAUAGCCGAGGCUUUUCCAGAGGAUGGAGGUCUGUUCUGCUGCACUGCAUCCAACCCAUAUGGAUCUAUAAACAGCACAGCCCAACUCACUGUCACUGCAGUAGCUGAGGACUCAUCCAGUAAUGGCAUGUCUGGUGAUAGCUCAGGGUUUGAGGAUACUGCAGCCUUCCCCCCGCCUCCCCCACCUACAGAGAUCAGCCUCCUGGAGCUGCCACCCAAGACGCUGACUCAUCCCAGGUCCGAGGCUUUCCAUGUCAAGGAGCUGGAGAUCUGGCCCAGCGUGUCAGCGCUGCCUCCAAUACAAGUGGGCUCAGAGGUGGAGGUCAAUGACAAGGGGAAAGAGUUUACACAGAAUGGCCAACCCCAGAAUCUGCCGCCACCUCCCAGCCCACCUAAAGAAGCCACACCACCACCGCCACCUCCGCCACCACCCCCACCUCAACCACAGUCUGUCCCUAUGGCAGAUGUCCCAUUCGCAGCUCAGGUGACACCAGACUCACCUCCAACCUCAGACAAGCUGUCUCCAUCCCCCGCGAAGGACGGCCCUCCACUGCCCACCAAGCCCAAACCAAAGCUAGCUAAGAAUAUAGAGGAGAAGACAGAAAGUUACAGGAACGCAUCCCAGCUGAAGCAGCUGCAGGACCAGAUUCUGUUGGAACAGCAGGAAGUAGCCAACUGGCAGCAGCAGCAGCAGGAGCAGUUGAGCCAGGAAGUCCCGCCCCUACCAGAGCAAGUGCCCCAGGAAGUGUUUCCACCUGCUCCGCCAUCUCCGCCUCUCCCCCCUCCCCCCUCCUUUCAGGAGUUGGAGAGCAGUGUAACCAUGCAGGCCAGCACCUUCAACUACGCCCGGCCCAAGCAGUUCAUCGCCGCCCAGAGCCCUGGCGCUGCGGCCUACGUCACCCAGUCGUCUGGCUCCUCGGGGUCCAGCAUGUCCUCCCCCUUGUCUCCGCCCACCUCGCACAAGCCCUUCAGCAGGGUCACACUGCCUCCUUUCACAAAGGCCGGCAGCGUAGAGUCCCCGAGCUCUCCUUCCUUCCCACCUCCACCUCCACCCUUCCUCAGCUCCAGUAACCUGUCCUCUCCGACAGGCCCCGCCCAAGACUUCCCUCCUCCGCCGCCGCCACCUCCACCCCCUCCUCCACCUAUGUCCAUGUCCAUGUCCCCAUCCUACUCCGAUAUGUCCUCUCCAUUCUCCUCCGUCCCUGCGUCUCCAGCCUCCAGCUUCCUGUCCGCAGUGUUGCCCUCCACACCCUCCACACCUGGCAGUCCUACGGUCAAUGCCCUGGGCCUCCCUAAAGGCAAUGGCACUGUCAAAGCGUUCCCUAGGAAGUCCUCGGUCACCAAGACGCCACGCAUGGCCUCCGACUCAGACAUCCAGGGAUCCAAGGACGCCGUCAUCCAGGACUUGGAGAGAAAGCUGCGCUUUAAAGAGGAGCGCAUAAGCAAUGGUCAACAGAGGUUAACCUAUGAGGAGAAGAUGGCUCGCAGACUGCUGGGUGCUGACAACGCUGCCACAGUCUUAAACACACAGGAGACAGAGGAGGAGCCAGUAACACAGGAAUACAAAGUGUCCAGCUUCGAGCAGCGCCUGAUCAGUGAGAUCGAGUUCCGUCUGGAACGUUCUCCGGUGGAAGAGUCAGAUGAUGAUGUGCAGCACGACGAAGACUCUGCUGGCCAGGGGGUGGCGCCAUCCUUCGAUCAGAAGCUCAAACACUUCAAAGUCUUCGAGGGCAUGCCUGUCACCUUCUCCUGUAAGGUCAAUGGAGACCCCAAACCAAAGGUCUACUGGUUCAAAGAUGGCAAGCAGAUCUCCAAGAGGAGCGAGCACUACAGGAUCAGCCGUGAGCCUGAUGGAACAUGCUCCUUGCACACAGCCGCAGCCUCACUGGAUGAUGACGGCAACUACACCAUCAUGGCAGGCAACCCUGAGGGCAGGGUGAGCUGCACCGGCAGGAUGAUGGUGCAGGCAGUGAACCAGAGAGGCCGCAGCCAACGCUCGGCACCGGGACACAUGCGCAGGCCCAGGUCCAGGUCCAGAGACAGCGGCGAUGAGAACGACAACAUCCAAGAGCGUCACUUCCGCCCCCACUUCCUGCAGGCGCCCGGUGACCUCAUCGUUCAGGAGGGCAGACUGUGCCGGAUGGACUGCAAGGUGAGCGGCCUGCCCACCCCCGACCUCAUCUGGCAGCUGAAUGGACAGACCAUCCGCCCAGAUUCCGCCCAUAAGAUGCUGGUGAGGGAAAACGGAGUGCACUCAUUGGUCAUUGAGCCUGUGACCAGCCGUGACGCUGGCAUCUACACCUGUAUCGCCAGCAACCGCGCCGGGCAAAACUCCUUUAACCUGGAACUCAUUGUGGCAGCCAAAGAGAUGCACAAAGCGCCUUCAUUUGUGGAGAAGCUGCAGAACACCAGCGUGGCUGACGGUCAUCCUGUACGACUGGAGUGUCGUGUCACGGGGGUUCCCUACCCACAGAUCUUCUGGAAAAGGGAGAACGAGUCUUUCACUCACAACACAGACAGAAUCAGCAUGCACCAGGACAACUGUGGCUACCUGUGCAUGAUCAUCCAGCCUGCCAUGAAAGAGGACGCUGGCUGGUACACUGUGUCAGCCAAGAAUGACGCAGGCAUCGUCUCCAGCACUGCACGCCUCGACAUCCACACUCAGUGGCAGCAGCCCAACCUCCCCAAGCCCAAGAAGGUGCGUCCCUCCACCAGCCGAUACGCCGCACUGACGGAGAGAGGCCUGGACGUGAAGGCUGCCUUCUUCCCCGACUCCAGCCCGCUGCCGCCCGGUGGCCUGGUGGAAAGCGACGACCUGUAGAGGACCACAGGCCGGCUGCGAGGAUCGUGACGUUACCCCGAGAACCCCCCUUGAAAACUGCCCUCGCUCCCAGCACUCCAGAAACAGAUACUUUACGAUGGCGAGAUGCAGGCACAGAACUUCAGAGGGUCAGUGGGCAGAGUGAUCUGGUGCAGCGGCAGUUUUUCUUCUGUUUUUAUAAUAUGACACAACUCGUUAUGUUACAGAAUUCAUCUAGGCCCCCCCCCCCAUGCUUCAUUUUAUCAACCGGACCUGGAGAAUGAUUGAAGUGUUUUACCACGAGAGGAGACAAAAAUAUUUUCUCUCAUGAACUGUACGGUCGACUCUGCAAAGGGUCUCCUGUUGAAGUGCCUCUCAUUUCUGUAAACAUUAAAAAUGAAACAGGUUUAAAAAUGAAAAGUAGAUUUAAUAUGCAUGUUGAAGUGGUGCCAAUACACAGAGUAAUAAUACUGUAUCUCUGUGUAGAGGAGGAUGAGGGAUUCAAAGCACCUUAGCUUUGACGAAGGAGAUCUUUUAUUACGUGGGCUUGUGCAGCACAGUGUUGAUAUCUGCAGCCUCUGAUGAUCUCAGUGUUGUCGGGUCAUAGAUGAGCUUACAGACAUUGGAAAAGGCCGGGCCUUAUAAACAGCAUGUUUAGUUUUUUCUUUUUUUAGCAAAAGAAACACGGUGUCGAGAAAAGAAAGUGUUACUGUGGAUGAGAUUUGUUUGUUUGUGGGUGCAGGUGAACUUAGGUGACAUGAGGAUGACAAGGUUGAAAAAUGCAUUUUGUUUAAAGAGACACUUUAAUGUGGUGGGUGGGAUGUGAAUGACGGUGGCAGAGGUCAAGACAGUUACGUUUAAGAAACAUAUAAAAUAACUUUUUGGUGAUGGCAGAUCAUGUUUUCAUUUUCUUCUUCUUUGGUGGUUUAUUUUACAAGUGUGCAUCGAAAUGUUCUCACUUGAGCGAGGGUGCUGUGAAAGGUUUAUUUGUCACACAUCACAGAUUUUCAAUUUUAUUUUUGUAUGGAAAAAAAAUUACUUACUUUCCCAACAACAUAAAUUAUAUCAGCAACUCUUUGUUCACUGAUGAAACAAGGCUUUCUUUAUCAUUAAGUUUUAUAAAUAUAUAUAUCACUGCCUUAAAUCACGUUUAGGCUUAAUGCAAACACAAUUUCUUUGCAUGUUAUUUUUGGACACUUGUACAGUGCCAAACAACUUGUACCAGAAUGUACAAAAUAGCUUUUUUUCACACUAUGAGGAGGGUAACGAAUGCUCUUAAGCUGGUGAAAAGUAAAAAGCAAGGUAUAUUUAUAUCUACUAUUUUUGUCACCUCUGUAACAAUAUACAAAGUGGACAUCUUCUUCUGUGUCUGUUCGGAGCGAACAUCAGCUGACUGUGUUUGCACAUUUCUAUGCCAAUCAAUGCCUGUAUAUGGAUUGUUCUCCUGAUAUUAUUUUAGGUUAUGAAAGUUAAUAAAAAAAUCUCUCCA